AUGGCUUCGACUGAACCAGAGACCCAAAGUGCCACAGAUACAUCACGUGGCCCAGAUGCUGUGGCCGAGUCUCUAGAGGCUGUCAUGGAGCAGUCAAGUCUAGCGGGGCAGGAUGUAAGUGAAGAUACCAAGACAAAGAAACGGAAGUGCAGAGAGGAGGAUCUAGAAGACUUUCGGCACCGCUUGGGCAGCUUCAAACGGCCCUGGUGGUUUAACAAACCUUUGGCCUUCAGUGCCUUGGCGGCGGCACGCAGAGGUUGGCAAAACGUUGGUCCAGACCAACUCUCCUGUCCAGUCUGUUCGGCAGAAUUGACAAUCAAGUUUGAAGCCAAACGGUUGGAAGGCCAAUGGAUGGCAAACGGCCAGCCAAUGGCAGAUGCACCGGCUGGUAUUUCUCAUGAGAUUUUGGAGAAGGGUCAUAGUCCCUUCUGUCCAUGGCGAAGCGUGGAGGUGAAGAAUGAUCCUCAGUGGUACUCCGAUAAAGAGCUGGCUGCUGAUGUUGAGACGCGAAGUGCUGGUCUGUUAGCUAUGAAGCACCUCCCAGUCGUGCUUGAAGGUGGGCAGGAGGCAGCCAACCCUGCAGAUGCGCUUGCUUCAGCCGGUUGGGAGGCAGUUGGCACUGUAGAUGGAAGAGAUUUCUUCCGAUGUUCCAUCUGCCUCCGAACGCACAUCGUGCAGUCCUUUGCCCAUCGGGAAACAGAAGCUAAGGAGCCUGAAGAGAUUUCCGAUGGGGGAAGCUCGGCUAGGAAGAAGCGGCGAACAUGUCAACCUGUGGCGGGUCUUUGGACCCCACAGAUUCGAGUCAUAUCCCAACCUGAAUCCGAGCAAGCCGAGCAAGCCGAGCAAGAAGAACGCAUGACGUGGUUUGAUCCUCAUGCGUUCCAUCAUUACUACUGCCCUUUGUUCUGCCAUCCAGAGGAAGAAUUGGGCAUCGCAGCCGCUCGCAUGUUGAAAGCGCGGUCGACUGAUGGAUCUGAUGGCCCAAGCCCUGGGCCAGCGACAGCGGCUGAGAAGGCAGAGAGCCUGGUGAGGGACUUGCAUGUCAUCUUACCCGAGCGCAAAGACUAG
This is a messenger RNA of Cladocopium goreaui, 1068 nucleotides long. NCBI's taxonomy places the organism in Eukaryota, Dinophyceae, Suessiales, Symbiodiniaceae. The record is from the annotation of a GenBank genome assembly.